AAAUCGGAGAGAAAUUACAAUGGCGGAGGAUCUGGUACUUGAUACGGCGAUCAGAGAUUGGGUUCUGAUUCCUCUCUCCGUUGUGAUGGUUCUCAUCGGUAUCCUCCGAUACUUUGUCUCGAAGCUCAUGCGUUCUUCUCCAGCUCCCGAUGCUAAGAUGGUUAAAGAAGGACAAGUUAUCAUUAGAGCUAGGCAUCUAAAAGCUGGAGCCAAUUUCAUCCCGCUGAGAUCAUUCCGCGCUCGGAGAUUAUACUAUAGCAACGAGGAGAAUGGUUUGUUAUAUGUCCCCAAGGGAGAAGGCACAAAUCCACAAGCUCAGAUGUUUUCUGAUCCUAACAUGGCCAUGGAUAUGAUGAAGAAAAACCUUUCCAUGAUUAUUCCACAGACACUCACUUUCGCAUGGGUCAACUUCUUCUUCUCUGGAUUUGUUGCAGCCAAAAUACCAUUUCCACUGACUCAGAGGUUCAGAUCUAUGUUACAGAAUGGCAUUGACUUGAGCACUGUCGAUGUUAGCUACGUGAGUAGUCGUUCGUGGUACUUCUUGAACUUGUUUGGAUUAAGAGGCUUGUUCAGUCUCAUCCUCGGAGAUGAAAAUGCCAUUGAUGACACGCAACGUAUGAUGCAAAUGGGUGGGUUUGGAUUUGAUGCAUCAAAGAGCUUGAGUGCAGAGAAAGAUGGUCUCGAUAUAAUUCAGCACGAAUGGGCUCUACCUCGAUUCGAGAAACGCGCAGAAUCCGUAUUAAGAAAGCUCGUGAAAAGAAUGGAUUCUCAGAUCAAGCAUGCCGUGGUGGUCAAAGUGAUGGGUCGUACCGGAUCAAGAGGUCAGGUUACUCAAGUUCGAGUCAAGUUCACGGACUCUGAUCGUUUUAUUAUGCGCAAUGUUAAAGGACCCGUGAGAGAAGGCGACAUCCUCACUUUGCUCGAGUCCGAGAGAGAAGCCAGGAGACUUCGUUGAUUCGCCUCUUGUGGUUAUAUGUCUUUUUAUUCCCUCUCGACUCUGGACUAGUGUUUAUGCACUUCAUUGAAAUUUUGUUGUUGGUUUAAGACAAUUUGCUGAAUUGGUAUCUGUUCUUGUUUUCUGGUAUCUGUUUGUCUGAAUCUCUAUGACUCAUAAUAAGAUUAUGCUCCUUAAACCUAGGCAAACAAUCAUAUCUGCAAAACCUAAAUUUUGUGAUGCCAUCAAUGGAAUUUAAAGAAGAAUGGCUAUUGAAUUUGAAA
Thlaspi arvense is the source of this 1218-nucleotide messenger RNA. The record is from the annotation of a GenBank genome assembly. Lineage: Eukaryota; Viridiplantae; Streptophyta; Magnoliopsida; Brassicales; Brassicaceae.